This is a messenger RNA of Talaromyces proteolyticus, 2688 nucleotides long. RefSeq names its product putative C6 transcription factor. The transcript is spliced from 4 exons. Gene Ontology annotation, biological process: regulation of DNA-templated transcription. Gene Ontology annotation, molecular function: zinc ion binding; DNA-binding transcription factor activity, RNA polymerase II-specific. NCBI's taxonomy places the organism in Eukaryota, Fungi, Ascomycota, Eurotiomycetes, Eurotiales, Trichocomaceae. The record is from RefSeq and is a predicted model, not a curated record. The coding region runs from base 1 to 2688 and encodes 895 amino acids.
AUGACUCAACAACAGAAUAAUGACAAUAACGGAGGAGCUAGGUCCCACGAGUCCGACGAUCCUCCUGCUCCAUCUGCAUGCGACCAAUGCCGGAAUCGUAAGGUUCGGUGCGAUCGACAACUGCCUCAAUGCUCUAGCUGCGAAAAAGCUGGCGUACUGUGUGAAUUUCCAACUCGCGGAAAGCGCGUGAAUCCGGUGAAACAAUUAGUUGAAGGAGUUUCAGGUCUUGCAGCUCGCCUAGACUCCAUCGACAGCACUAUCCGGAGUCUCGUCCAACAGAUUCCUACUCCCCAGCGACGUCCCUCAGAUGCGUCAAACCCGCCAUCGCGAUCGGAGACCUCAUCGACUCCGGAGGCUGCAUGUAAUGAUGUAGAUGAUAUCGACCUGAUUUUUUCAAGCGCCUUAGACGGGCAGGACUACUGGAGUCGCCAUGCCGAGCUCCACAAAUCCGGACCAGAUCAAGAACCCCAGACCAUAUCAGGAACUUCGAUUGGCAAUCGUGCCCUGCUUGAGAAGGUGCGACAGGCAGUCCAUAAUCUUCUAGAGGGAAAACGAUCCCGCAAACCGUCUCCGGACUCGUCAUCCAGUGACACCAACAAUGUGUCGACGAGUCCGAUGUUACUAGCAAAGGCCCAUCCAUCGACCCUUUCAGAACUGAAGGCUAUAUACGACACGUUCCCUACCUUUGAUGACGCGGGCGCGUUGAGCUUGCUUCCUGGCGGACAGUAUGUGUCGCUGCCACCGCAAUCUAUUCUAGAGACAUCUUUGCAACUGUUCCUCGAUAAAUUCAACGCUGUCACGCCUAUCUUUAACGAGACCUGCUUGCGUGAAGCAAUCAACGCGCGAUACGGCUCCAGGCCUUACUCCAAGACGGAUGAAGCGUAUAACUUGUGUUUUAACAAUAUUAUCGUGCUCUCUUCGGGAUUACGGGCUCGAUUGGCUCGACUGGAUAAAUCUUAUCCCAAGGGGAUGAAUGAGGAAUUACUCCCUGCUUUCCUGGCUAAUUCGUUUAGGGCAUUGCGCCAUCUGAAAUUCUUCCUCCAACCCCGUCAUGUCAAUUUACAAGCAUUAGCUACUUUAGCGUUGGUUGCUCGUGAAUAUCACGAGAGUUGCGUGUUUGAUAUGAUCUGCCACAUGGCUUGUGAUCUUUUCAAGGCCAUGGAUUCUGAGCAAUCCCCCAUUUCGAAAGCAGGUCAUCCCAGCUUUGAAGAGUGGAGAACGCUAUAUUGGACGCUCUUUGUCAUGGACAAACAACGAACCAGCGUCAAUGGUCUGCCUUUUGAUCUUUACUUUUACGACUCCGACCUGCCAUUGUCUCCUGAGGGAGGCACCAGGAGUCUCGGUCAGCAAAGCUGGAUGAUGCACAUAUAUAUCACCACCAUCUGGGAGGAGACAUACAUAUCUCUCUACUCAGCGCGGGCAGCGCGUAAGGGAUCCUCGUAUCGCGAAAGCCAAAUUACUCGGCUUGACAAGCUAGCUGAAAAAUGGCAUUCACGUACCCUGCAACUCUUCCCCGAAAGCACAACCGAUAAUGACAACAAUAACAAUCUAUUUGUCGAGGAUAAUUGGCAGGUUGAGCUCAAGUACGCCUAUCACAUUGGCCAAGUACUCAUUCACAGCCGUUCAGAUACGGCCAAUAGCAGGGAGAUCGAAUUGAGGAAUGCUAAGGCUGCAUUGCAGAUCAUCAACGGGGUGCUCAACCAAACACCAACGGAAGGAUCGUUAACUUUAUUGUGCCGAUUACUUCGCAGCUACCCUCUAAUUGCUGUUCACUCAAUCUGCAUGCGAUUCUUCGAGAAUCCGAGUAUUCAUAUGCUUGAAGAUCUAGAUCUGAUCGAUGGCGUACGCGAUGCCUUUAGAAUCCUGGUCGACCCAAACAUCCCCAUCUGCAGCACUGGGAAAACGUACAUGGGCAUCUCAUGGUGUUUGGAGGUCGCACAAGCCUUUCGAAAGAUUCUUUUCGAAGUAUCAACGCCCUGCUCCUCCUCCGAGCAUCAUCAACUGGGAGUAUCACGAAAACGGCCCCAGGACGGUUUGCCAUUACCCUCACAGCAUAAUCAGUCACCUCUUAAGAGGAUGAAGCUGUCGUUGACAGACAGUGGUCAAACGGAUUAUUCAAACCUGUCCGACUUUCCGGUUGACAAGAACCACUCGUCAGACCCACUAGAGAGGCACAACCUCAGUAUGAUGACGUCUACCGAAGAGUUAAUAAACCUAGGCCACCUUAUAAAUCAGCAACAGCAACAACAUCACAUCUUCCCCUCGGGACUCUCCGGUCUACCUCAUAUCGACUCUAGCAGCAACAGCACCGAGGAGCUUUCCCUAGUCACCGAUUCCAUUCCCACAUUAUCCUUAGAUACAAAACCAACGCCAAACUAUCCCACGACACUAUUUCCCUCACCACAACCACCUCAACGUCCUCCAGGCUCCGUACAACUUGAAGGCUCCCAUCAUCCUUCCACAACUACAGUUGCAGUAGCAGCUGCCGCUCCUAUGAUGUUCUACGCAGGUCCAGACGACCCUGCUUCCGACCUACACAACCAAAACUCCAUCAACAACGUUCUCGCCUGUGAUAAUUUCCUGCAGUUAGAAGAUCACGAUAUCGAAAAUCAUUAUAUGCCCGAUGAUAUUUCUAGAUGGUUAUUACAGCUUGCUCAUAGAGAAGACACUAAACUGAUGUUGAAUUAA